This is a messenger RNA of Schistosoma curassoni, 1185 nucleotides long. The record is from the annotation of a GenBank genome assembly. Lineage: Eukaryota; Metazoa; Platyhelminthes; Trematoda; Strigeidida; Schistosomatidae.
AUGCUUUCUUGUAGCCUUGUUGACGUCACAGUUACCAGCCCAAGCUUUGUUGAUAUGGAAAUUUUCUACUUAUGGGUACAUGGACGAACUAUUUCUCAGGCUUGCACAAUCAUGGCCCAAUCGCCUUCAGUAGAGGAGUAUGGUAUGACAAACGAUAUGUUGGCCGCACAUGUCAGAGACCACUUUGCUCAAUUCACACUUUUGGAAUCAGGUUUACGACAUCCGAAUUCUUUCAUGCAAGAUUGUGCAUACCACCAGCUUACACCAGAAACUCGCAAACAAUUGAUUCACUUAUAUACCUAUCCAUUCUCCGUAUUCAAAAACAACUGGGAUUCUCGUACGCAAAUGUUUUCCACAAAAUCUACGCAAUACUAUUCCCUUGAUGAGAGUUUUUUACGUGAAUUUGUUGGCAGAAGGUUAUCAAAUAAAUCCCGACGGGAAUUAUCUGAUAUUGCAGAAAGAUGUGAACUUCAACUAAGGAGUUGUAAAAGGCAGUUUGAUAAUUUGUCGUGUGUCGCCCGCCGGACUGAAGAUUUACCUGGUCCACUAACAGAUAAUAUAAAGAAUUGUUUUCUUCUACCAGAAUGGCUUGCCGAAUGUUAUGCCGCUGUUAUAUUUAUUACAAGUAACAGAUUUGAAACGUCUAAGAAGUGUCUUUCAUAUCUUACUUUUGAGAACUUGGCAUACUGUGCAGGUCAGCUAAUGACUCAUUGGUCAACUAGUGGUAAAGAUCAGAAAGGUGAAACGGUUGUCAGUAUUGAUUUGGACCUUCAAUUUUUUCAUGAUCUUAAAGAAUGUAAACCACUGAUUGAGAAAAAAGAAUAUUUAGAUAAGCAUAAACUACUUGUUAUUCGCAAUCUCUCUGAAAUUCAAGCAAAAAUCAUUCUAACAAAUUUAGACUCCAACUUCAAACCUAUCUCCAAAGCAGUGAUAAAUUUAGCCUGUGGUCUAAGCCACGCUCGAGAAAUGCGAAACUUCUUCUUGGACAUUAUUGAAAAGUUAAUUGAACCAAUGCGAGCACUGAACUGGCCAUCAAGAGAAGUUAAAAUGUUUUUCGAUGCUUAUCAUAAUACCGUUAAGGCUCUACCUCUUGGAAGAUCCUCAACUUUCCUCACUAUAUGGACACGUUUCAUCAUUCCAUUUUCGAAUUGUGUAAUCCACUUAUAUCAUAAUCAGUCUAUGUGA